AUGGCUAGUGAGAACACCAGCGACGCUACUGCCACAGGCGCUGCUGCUCCCCAGGCCCUGCCCGAUCGCACCCAAACCCCCGCCGAUAACCAAGGCGAGUCGAAGAAUGCCGCAAAGAAAGCCGCAAAGCUCGCAAAAUUGGCUGCUGACAAGGCCGAGAAGAAGGCUGGUAACAAGGCUGGCAAUAAAAGUGCUGGAAAGCAAGAGCCUAAGCCCAAGGCCCCUAAGAAGAAGGUCGACGGCGCCGCUUUGAUUGGUAUUGACGUCGCGAAGGAAGAGGAUUUCCCUACCUGGUAUCAGCAGGUUCUCACCAAGGGUGACAUGUUGGACUACUAUGAUGUGUCUGGUUGCUUUAUCUUGAAGCCCGCCUCGUACUUCAUCUGGGAGGAGAUCCAGGACUAUUUCAACAAGCGCAUUAAGGGUAUGGGUGUGAAGAACUGCUCUUUCCCCAUGUUCGUCUCAGAGGAUGUUCUGAAGCGCGAGAAGGACCAUAUUGAGGGCUUCGCCGCCGAGGUCGCCUGGGUGACUCAUGCCGGUAACACCCCUCUUGAGAAGAAGAUUGCCAUCCGUCCCACCUCGGAGACUGUUAUGUACCCAUACUACGCCAAAUGGAUCCGCAGCCACCGUGAUCUGCCUCUGCGCCUGAACCAGUGGAACUCCGUAGUGCGAUGGGAGUUCAAAAACCCCCAGCCCUUCUUGCGAACCCGUGAAUUCUUGUGGCAGGAGGGUCACACUGCUCACCUGACCGAGGAUGCUGCCCGCCAGGAGGUUCUCAAGAUUCUUGACUGGUACUCCGAUAUCUACUCGGAACUGCUUGCUAUCCCCGUCAUCAAGGGCCAAAAGACCGAGAAGGAGAAGUUCGCCGGUGGUCUUUACACCACAACCGUCGAAGGCUACAUCCCCGCUACUGGUCGUGGUAUCCAGGGUGCUACAUCUCACGGACUGGGCCAGAACUUCAGUAAGAUGUUCAAUAUCACAGUCGAAGACCCAUCCGCUAAGCCCGAUGAGAAGAAGCCCCCUCUCUUUGUCUGGCAGAACUCAUGGGGUCUGUCGACCCGUGUCCUGGGUGUUAUGGUCAUGACUCACAGUGAUAACCGAGGUCUGGUUAUCGUCGUUCCCGUCGGUAUUACUGCCAAGACCACCGAAGAGGAGCGGACGAAGCUUGACGCCGAGGUGGAUGACAUCGUUGCCGUUCUUGCCGCUGCUGGUAUCCGUGCCGAUAGCGAUAAGCGCAGCUACUCCCCUGGCUGGAAGUUCAACCAGUGGGAGCUGCGUGGUGUGCCCCUGCGUCUCGAGUUCGGCCCUGGCGAGUCGGCUGGCCAAUUCGUCACUGCUGCCCGCCGUGAUAUGGGCAAGGAGGGCAAAGCCUCUAUUCCCAUUGCUGAGCUUGCUACUGGCGUCCCUGCUCUUCUGGAAACCAUCCAGAAGGAUCUCUACGACCGUGCUAAUGCUACGUUCACCGCUCACCGCAAGUUGAUCACUAACUGGGACGAUUUCGUUCCGGCUCUUAACGCCAAGAACAUCUGUGUCAUUCCUUCCUGCUUGACCGAAGAGUGUGAGGACCAGAUCAAGGAUAUGAGUGCCCGCAAGGCUGAGGAGGAGUCUGGAGAGGCUCAGGAUGCCAAGGCCCCCAGCAUGGGAGCCAAGUCUCUUUGCAUUCCCUUCGAGCAGCCUGCUGGCAUCGAACCCGGUGUCACCAAGUGCACCAACCCCAAGUGUGACCGUUUCGCCGAGAAGUGGUGCAUGUUUGGCCGCUCUUACUAA
Penicillium taxi is the source of this 1764-nucleotide messenger RNA. RefSeq names its product proline--tRNA ligase. Bases 1 to 1764 code for a protein of 587 amino acids. Gene Ontology annotation, molecular function: ATP binding; proline-tRNA ligase activity. Gene Ontology annotation, cellular component: cytoplasm; aminoacyl-tRNA synthetase multienzyme complex. The record is from RefSeq and is a predicted model, not a curated record. Gene Ontology annotation, biological process: prolyl-tRNA aminoacylation. The transcript is spliced from 6 exons. NCBI's taxonomy places the organism in Eukaryota, Fungi, Ascomycota, Eurotiomycetes, Eurotiales, Aspergillaceae.